AUGAAUGCCCCUCCAGCGCUCGGGUAUCCGCCCGGCGUGUCGCUGGCGCCAGGCAACCAAGUGUCUCCUACAGCCGCCAACUUCGGAUCUAACAAUCCAUUCCGAAACCGCGCUUUGUCGCCCUCAAAUACGUCAGCGACCAGCAGCAGUCGCCCGGAACGCCCCAGAUCAACCAACCCUUUCCUAGACGACACAGAAGCCAUGUCACCACAAUCGGCUCCUGGUUUGUCUACAGGCGUCACUAUGUUUUCCCCGACCGAGCAAUCAGAUGCGACCAACAACACUAGGGAUCUUUUUGAGAACCUCUCAAUCAAAUCCAAACCCACAGCAACGGUGACAGCUGUUCCUGCUCCUAGCCCGGCUCCCGUACCUGCACCGGCUCCAGCGCAAUCAAAUGGUGCUCGAUCCUCCCGUGAUCGUGAGGGUGAAUCCAGAACCCGAUCCAGUCGUCCCGGUCCCCCUCGCCCCCGUCCAUCAGGGCGACCUACAGAAUCCCGGUCCAAGGAUAAAGAUCCAUUGGACAUUUUCGCCGAUCCGCCCAGGCCCUCCAAGUCGGCCACCAUGGAUCCCCAGGGACGAACCCCUCGCAGACCCCGCCGUAACUCCGAGUCGUCUGUGAUGGAGCGAGCAUCUAAGCUGUUUGACGAUGAUGAUGAGAAGCGCCGCCGAGAACGCCGCCACCGUGAACGUGAACGCCAGCGUGAUGGCAAGCCCCGCUCAUCUCGUAAGGACCGCAGAUUAGACAUUAUCGACAAGUUGGAUGUGACAAGCAUCUAUGGUACUGGAAUGUUCCAUCACGAUGGUCCAUUCGACGCAUGCAAUCCCCACCGCAAUCGCAAGGGUGCGCGCACCGCGCCCAUGCAGGCUUUCCCCAAGAACUCGACCAAUAUGGCUCUGGGUGGCGCGGGGCCACUUAACUCCAACAUUGACCUGAAUCAAUUCCACGGACGAUCAGUCGAGGGCUACAACGACUUCAACACUGGAGUUGUACGCCAGCCAGAAACUGUCAGCUUCGACGCCAAGGCGGCUGUGGACUUGGUCCACACCUCAGAAAGUGCAGGACUUGGUACCAGUACAUUUUUGGACGGAGCACCGGCGAGUCGUUCUGCUAUUGCCCGUCGUGAGAGUGAGGCCGAGAAACAGCUCCAGGCUGACGGCGGACUCCAACGCAAGAAGAGUUUGGCCCAACGUCUUCGCGGAAAGAGCGGCACAGGACGAAUCGCUUCACCGGGCCGCAUGGGCUCUCCCCUAGAGGGAGGAGGUCUGGCAUCACCACCACAACUAGGCUCAAGCCAUUCUGCCUCUUCCCCAGGCAACGAGAGGAAUCCUUACUUCCAGGACUGCGAUAACGAGUGGGACAAUAGUAAGGGAUCACGAAAUGCGGAGGCACGUUUGGAAAGUGGUGGGCGUCUUCGAUCAUCUAGCAGCCCUAAGCAAACAACUGGUUUGGAGCGCAAGGGCACCAAUGACCGCACAGUUGACGAUGGACAGAAACUUAACCCUGGUGGUGGUGGCUUUUUGAACCGAAUGAAGAGUUUGCGCAAGCCACGACCAGAGCGUCGUACCAGCGACUAA
This is a messenger RNA of Penicillium angulare, 1575 nucleotides long. Its product is annotated as Pal1 family protein. The record is from RefSeq and is a predicted model, not a curated record. NCBI's taxonomy places the organism in Eukaryota, Fungi, Ascomycota, Eurotiomycetes, Eurotiales, Aspergillaceae. Bases 1 to 1575 code for a protein of 524 amino acids. The transcript is spliced from 4 exons. Gene Ontology annotation, cellular component: cytoplasm.